CGGCCGUGCUUUUCUUCCUCUUUGUUAUUACAUUCCCUUCCUCGCAGCGCAUCCGCAUCCGCAUUCGCAUCCACCUUCUCUACGAUUCACAUCCACGUCCACUCUCGACUCGACCGCCCCUCCCAGUCUCACACUCCUGGUAUCCACCGCAACUGUGCCUGAACAAACCUUAAAUUACCAGUGCUUGUGUGAAACAACUCUGGUGGUAAAGCCAUUCAUAACAAAGCAUAAAACACGAAAGUCAGCUGGAUAACGAGUUCAACGGACGAGCAGAAUGGGGAAGCAGGACAUCAUCCAGGUCCUGACACCCGACCACUCUAUCGAAGCGACCUUCCUUGACGAAGAUGCAACCGUGGGAGACCUGCUAAUAGCCCUCACCGAGGAUAACCCAGAUUAUGGUGAUGGCGACUGGGCCAUUGUUGAGGUGGCCAUGCCCAGAAAAACUUCCCUUUCAUACCACGAGUUGUUUGCGCUCGAUCAGGGCACGCUGGCGCCAGAAACCCGAAUCAAGGAGGUCCAGGAACGACAUCAGGAGCUCUUACGGAAUCCAGACGCUACUGUCUUCAAACUUGUCAAUCUGCAGUACACUCUGCCAGUUGUCUUCCGUCAUGUCCCCACUGUUCCAGAGGCGCACUACCGGCAGAUCCACGUCUUGCCCUCGAUGCCUGUACGACAGAUUGUGGAUAUUGUCACGCGGGAGAUGGGAUUGAAGGCCCUGGACAGCACACUCAACAGCAGCACGCGGCAGUCUGUCUCAGCCGACUAUGUCUUUUCGCAAUUGACGGUCAAUGAAGAGGGCACUGAAGAGCAAAGGCAGCUGCUGGAUGAUGAGACACCCUUUGAGCUGCUGAAAGAUAACAGGGAGCUUCUCAUGAACCGACAAAUCAAAGAUUAUCACUUCCUGUUUACAGUACCGGAUUCAUGGAUCUCUAAGAUGGAAUCGGUGACAUCUCGCUUCACAAAGGGCUGGACCGCAACUCGUCCUCUAUCAAUGGCAGUCUAUGGCCUCUUCGGAAGCACUUCACCCACGCAGCCAACAGCCACUCGAGAAAUUUCAAACCCUAUUCCAAUAGCACCGACUUCUAUCCAUCAUCCAUCCUUUGGCGACCUCGACCACUCCACAGACAGUGCAAAGAACGCUCAAAAGCGGCGGCAGAGCAUGAUUGCGGGAUCCAGGCUGAGCUCGUUCUUUGAUCCGUCUACCCUAGGAGGAUGGCUUGCUCCUGAAACCAAGAAGCGGCAUUCGAUUGUUGUGGGUCAGAGUGUGCCCAAUUUGAUAUCAAAACCCAUGGGAAUAGAGAACGGUGGCGGAUCUGAAGUGUAUGACAUGACGGAUGAGGAGCUGAAUGAGGCAUUCGUCGCGCUUUUGAAUGACCUCAAUAUCAAGGACACAGUGCGCGAGAGCAUGAUGCAGUUUUCGCGCGAGAAGAAGACAGCUCUAAUUCUACAGAACCAACAAAUGCAACAGCAAAAGGAGAGGGUCUCUUCACCAGAUCCAUAUUCCGGCAAUCAAAAUGGAGGAACACUUAGCAGGGGUACAAACACCAGGAACAAGUUCAUUGGAUCCAUUUCCUCUCGGGUGUCCUUCAUUGAGCCUGACGGCUCUUCAAACGCAAAAUUACACUCGCGAUACUCUUCCUGGUCGAGUCUCGCAGGGUCUUAUGAUGGUACAGCUGUUGAAGAUGUGGCCCCUUCUUCACCAAAACUGACUGGAUCUGAUCGCCCCAUGUCACCAACAAUGGCCGCUGCAGGAUCCUUAUGGUCGAGUUGGUUCGGAGCUACUCCGCAGCCGGAUGCAUUGUCUAUUGACGAGCCUUCAGACGAUUCACCACAGUUUUAUAUCGAUCAGCUUUUGAGCAAGACAACCACUCAAAAGACACUUGCCAAACAUCUCCUAAGCCUCCGGAUUGCCCUUGCAACAGCAAAACUGUCGUGGAUCAGGCAGUUUUUAAACGGGCGAGGAUUCAGAGCAUUAGAAAAUGUGCUAGACAAGACGGCUAUUAAGAAGCGUGGUGGCAAAGCCAACGAUCUGGAUGAGACUCUGCAGUCCGAGUGCGUUCAGUGUCUUCGUGUGCUUAUGAAUACAGAGCCCGGAUUCAACCAAGUCCUAGGGUCACCAUCCUUGGUGGCUCACAUCUCAUAUUGCCUGUACACUACAAACAGCAAGCUGCGCACAAAAGUUGCAGAGGUUUUAGCUGCCCUCUGCGUCAUGUCUCCAGAAUCCCACCGCCUCGUCUUGAUGGCCCUUUCAGAUUUUAGAGUCGCCCACGAGGAGCGCUUUCGGUUCGAAUACCUGGUUCACACCUUGGCGGCGCCAAUUCCAGAAGAUGCGGACAGCGAAGGCUUUGAAUGGGAGUACAGGACAGCCUGUCUCAGCCUGAUGAACGCUCUUGCGAAUUCGCCAUCAUCGCUGGACGACCGCAUAUCUCUCAGGAAUGAACUCCGCAGACGCGGGCUCGAGGAUGUGUUCCAGACACUCAAGAUGCAAUCACCACCGGAGUCACUACUAAUCCAGAUCAACGUCUACGAGGACGAGCGGCACGAGGACUGGGUGGAUCUUCAAGAGAGGGCGUUUGAAAUGGCCCAAAUUAAGGAUGAUCAGGAUAGUCAAAACUCAGAGCUAAUCAAUACUAUUGCCGCGCUUGGUCCGGCCGAUGAAGAAUUUUAUCCGCGCAUCAUCCAGACCCUGCAGCAGUAUGCUAAUGCAGCAGCUUCAUCCUUGGCUCCGGAGGAAUAUGACAGCGAAGACAGCGAGGAUUCUGAUGAAGUGAGUCCUAUCUCAAGACAAAGCCCACAAUUCAAGGAGGAUCUUUGGACGAUCGUGGCGAAGUUUGGCGAGCGCAUCUUCCAAAUGCGAGACAUUGAGAAAGACUGGGCAGGCUGUCACGACGACUUUCUGGAGGCGAUUCAACAUAUUGUCGGCAAGAGGGGGAUUAUCCUAUCUUUCGCAGACUCCAACAGUAAUUCGUCAUCUUCCGCUUCCAUGUCGUCUGUGUCCUUGACAUCUAGUCGAAGACAUAGCUACAUCGAUUUUGAGAUUGAUACCAUAAGACGUGACGUGGAAGAUGCGCGGGAGGACGCUGAAAAGCUGCGAAAGGAGCUUGCUGAGGCCAGGCAGGAAGCUGAGGAUGCAAAGGUUCAGCUGAAGCAGCAGCAGGCCAAGACUGCCCCUUCGAGCGCCAAAGACAGCUCAGAUAACGAGCCACUGACAUCGUUUGGCAAGCGAGAGAAUCACGCUGGAGUUGUUCAAAGAUUGGUUCAAAAGGAAAAGGAGGUCACCCAACUUCGAGAGACUAUUGAAAGAAUGGAGAAGAAGUACAGGGACAAGGCCGAGCUCGUCACUGACGACGAACCUCGCAAGUCUGAGCGCUCUAAGGAGAUUGAUAGCACCCGUUGGAAUGCUAUGAUGACCGAGGUUCAGCUGCAAAAGAGCAAAACCGCAGAAGCCGCUAGUCUUGCGGAUGAACGCCAGAAGGAGAUUGCAUAUCUAAAGCGCGCUUUGCAGAUUGUAUGCACGCGUUAUGAGAGCGCGAUGGGCGAGAGACCUCCAGCUGUCACUGAAGAGGACCACACGAACCAGCCCAAUCAGACUGAGGGUUCUCUGCAGCUCUCUAAGACAUUCGAAGCACUUGCACGUAAAGAUGAAGAGAUCAGCGACCUGAAAACGCAAGUGGAAGCACUACGAAAGGCAUCAUCUGUUGGAUUGACUCCUACAGAGGAAGUACUGUCGCUUCGCGGAAGCCUCAAGGAUUGCAUGCUGAAGAUACAAGAGCUGCAAGCACUGGUUGCUGACCGCGAACGGAUCAUCAAGGGUUUGAAGGAGAACUUGAUUAACUUGGAGGCAGCGAAGUACUCUGACGGCAUCCCGGAACAACUCAACGGCGCUAACGGUACUGGAGGAGGCAAGGCUGAGCGAUCAAAUUCGCGCUCCUCUCUGAAGCUUCAGAUCAGAGCCCUCUCAGCUAAGGGAUGGCAGGCUGAGGAAUUGAACGAGGAGCAAGAGGAUUCGCUGGCCCAGAAUGGAGACAGUAUCUCCCUCUUGAAAUCGGAUGUCAGCGCCAAUGACUUGGAUGUUACAAGCUCAGGACGAUCUCCAGGACAAAGGCCAGGCGGCCUGCUCUCUCCAGUUACCUCACCGUUGCCUGGCAAGCGUGUCCUCGGUUCUGGCGGUAAGCGACCUGCAUUGCCUCCACCGCCUCCACCACCAGGUCCGAAACAUAAGCUGUACGCUGCCAAUGCAGCGACCACACCAGGAACAGAAGUUGGACAAGGAACGCCAGACCCGACACCGUUAGCUUCAGCGCAGUCCCCUCAGCCAGCACCUAUCCAAGCCAGGACUGUGCCAGAGCCCAUGGCAGUCAAUACUUCGGCACCACCCCCUCCUCCUCCACCACUGGCCAGUACUCUUAUGCCUCCUGCGAUGGUUAUCAACAUGCAGUCGCGCCCAAUCAGGGAGGCGCAAACGGCUUCACCUCCAACGUCUCCACCUCCCCCAGUGGCUGGAAGCGCCCCACCACCACCACCACCACCUCCAGUGACUGGAAGUGCCCCUCCUCCACCUCCUCCACCUCCUCCAAUGGCUGGAGGUGCUCCUCCACCACCCCCGCCUCCACCACCAGCCUUUACACCUGGCGCUACUCCGUCUACACCCAUACCCUCAAAUAUAUCUCCACUUUCUCAGGCGCUUCUCAAGCGAUCUACCUCGAUGCCAGUGUCAAAGAGCCAAAAUUAUGUACCAUCAUCUCCCCCACCUCCACCUCCGCCUCCACCAUCCAUGGCAGGAGACAGGGCUCCCAAAGCGCCUAUGCAGUCACUCUCACCGCCACCCCCUCCACCGCCAGGAAUCCAUGGCGCAGCGUCGCUGGAUGGCGCCAUCCCAACGUUGCCCGUCUUUUUGGCAGGCAAUCGCCCGUCUAAUCCUCUGAGACCGCUCGGUAUGGCUAUUCCACAGGUCGUCAAGCCCUCUCGUCCUAUGAAGCAGCUCUUCUGGAACAAGCUGCCCACUGGAACCAUCACGCAAACAGUCUGGAAGGACAUUUGCGACCCAUCAUCAGAUUUGGGAACUAUUGAACUGGAUUAUGCAGAGAUUGAGGAGCUCUUCUGCAAGAACCAGACCAUAGCAGCUAAUGUCGCUGCCAACACAGAGAAGAAGAAGAAGACCGUCAGCCUUUUCAGUGUCAGCCGCGCCAACAACAUUGCCAUUAUGUUGAGUAGGAUCAAGCUGACAUAUCCAGAGAUGCGCAUAGCACUGAUGGAGAUUUCGGAUGAAAAGCUGAGUAUCGAGAAUCUCAAAGCCAUCAAGCAAUAUGUUCCCACUAGCGAUGAGAUCGAAAUGAUAAAAGAGUACGAUGGAGAUUUUGAACAACUCGGAAACGCAGAGAAGUUCUAUCGUGAGAUCAUGGAUAUUCCUCGGCUCUCUGAACGCGUGUCCGCCAUGAUUUUCAGGCGACGGCUUGAAAUCGAAGUUGGGGAAUUGAAGCCGGAAAUGGAUGUGCUUCGUUUGACCAUCGAGGAGCUACAAAGUUCCAGGCGACUAAAGAGUCUUCUCAAAACUGUCCUGCUGAUGGGCAACCACUUGAACGCGACAAGCUUCCGCGGAAAUGCGUAUGGAUUCCAGCUGGACGCACUACUCAAGAUCCGUGAUACGAAGGGCGUUGAGGGUGUCAAGCCUGGCUCGAAUACUCUGCUCCACUACCUGGCGAAAUCGAUCAGUGCCAAUGAUCCAAAUUUGAUCAAAUUCCUAGAAGAGGUGCCACAUCUGGAGGCCGCGGCUAGAAUUUCGGUGCAAACCCUGAUGAACUCCAUCAACAGCCUCGUGGCGGGUAUGAACCAGAUCCGGGAAGAAGUCCGUGUUCUCCGCAGGAUCAGGAUCUCUCCGCCUAAUGACUUCUUCAUUGAGGUUAUGGAGAAAUUCGUGGAUGCAAAUGAGGAAGGCAUUCAAAAGAUUGUGGAGGUCGGCCAAGGCUUGGAGCAGGAUUUGAGACAACUUUUAUUGUUCUAUGGCGAAGACCCUGCCAAUAUGAAGCCCGAGGACUUUUUCGGCAUGCUGGUUUCGUUUUCGACAAUGCUCCAGAAAUCGCAGUUGGAGAACGAGGCUCUGGCCAAGAGACUGACCAAGAGCCAAAAGCAGCCCCCCAACAAGAACUGUCGCCCAUCCGAGGCUGCAGGUCAGUUGUCAGUAGCGGCUAUCCGCGAUGGUCACUUGGACGACGCUAUCCGUGGACUGAGGUCCGGAUUGCGGCGGAACAGACGCGAUCGACCCAUGUCCCAUCUUUAUGCUGAGCUCAGUAUGGAGGCCUUAGAUGCCAUUAAUUCUGGUGUACCUCGAGCUGGUGCUUUGGCGCAUUCACGUCAAAGCAGUCGUCAUCAGUAAUCUAAUAAAUAAUUUAUAAUAGCCAUCGAAAAAUGCUUCAUAGAGGCUACCGGUGACGAAGAAAGAAAGAAAGAAAACAAGCAGGGCAUAUAUAAUUGUUAUUACCUUCAGGA
Gamsiella multidivaricata is the source of this 6486-nucleotide messenger RNA. RefSeq lists its product as uncharacterized. Gene Ontology annotation, molecular function: actin binding; small GTPase binding. Bases 275 to 6373 code for a protein of 2032 amino acids. NCBI's taxonomy places the organism in Eukaryota, Fungi, Mortierellomycota, Mortierellomycetes, Mortierellales, Mortierellaceae. Gene Ontology annotation, biological process: actin cytoskeleton organization. The transcript is spliced from 20 exons. The record is from RefSeq and is a predicted model, not a curated record.